CAAGGUAUGUUGUCUCAAGCUCAUCUGGCGUAUCUUAUCGCAGUCUACUCUGUGGGUUAAAUGGAUUAAACGGUAUCUGAUAAGAAAGGGCUCCUUCUGGAGCAUCAGUGACACAAGCUCUCUUGGUUCUUGGAUUUGGAAGAAGCUACUGAAGUAUAGAGCUCUGGCCAGAUCUUUUGUACAAGUAGAAAUAAGAAGUGGAACUACUACUUCUUUCUGGUUUGAUGAGUGGUCCCCCUUGGGGAGGAUAAUAGACCUCACAGAUAUACAAGGUUGCAUCGCGCUUGGGAUCAAUCUCAAUGCCACCGUCAAGUUUGUUAUCCAAAACUACCGGAGCCGCCGCUACAGAGCAGAGCACUUGAUUACCAUUGAUGAGGAGAUCCUGAAGUUGAGAGCCCAGGGGCUUACGGAAGAGGACGAUGUGGUUAAGUGGAAAGGGAAAGGCAAUGUGUUUCGACCUUGUUUCGACACACACCAAACUUGGAACUCUAUUCGAGUGGCGAAGUCAAAAGUUCAGUGGUAUAGGGGUCUCUGGUUCGCUGGAUCAACUCCAAAGUACUCUGUUAUGUCUUGGCUUGCUGUACAUAAUUGCCUGGCAACAGGAGAUAGGCUGCUGCAGUGGAACUCUCAGGCAAACGCUCAGUGUAUCCUCUGUAACUCUGCAGUCGAAUCCAGAAAUCAUCUUUUCUUUAGCUGCACUUUCACAGAGACUAUUUGGAGGAACCUCACAAGGAAGCUACUUGGACAGAACUACUCACACAUAUGGAGUGAAGUUCUUGAUCUUAUAUCGACACACACUGUCUCAGGGGAGACAAGGUUCCUCCUAAGAUAUGCUUUUCAAGUUUCAGUGCACAGUAUUUGGCUGGAGAGAAAUGGUAGGAGACACGGCAAGGUUCAGAGACCUCCGAGCAUUCUUAUCAAGUUCAUCGACAAGCAAAUACGAAAUCGAAUCAGUUCUCUCCGGGGACGAGCUGGAACAUCUUUCAACAACACGAUGGUGGUUUGGUUUUCGUCUAGAGAUUAAAUGGGUUCUAUUCCACUAAAUUAGUUUCAAAACUAUCAUACAAGUUUAGACUCAAGUUGCAUUAAUUUGUAAAAAAGUCUUUUUUGAUUUGAAUAAAUUUAACAUUCUUUCAAAAAAAAAAAAAAACAUUUUGAGCUAAAAGGAAUGUUAAAACGUAAAUAAUAAUAAAAAAAAUUUCGAGCAAAGCGCGGACUUAUUAAAUAUAAUGUCAAUGAUUCUCAACUAAUAAAAGGAUCUGGAAAAAAUGGAUUCGGGAAAUAAUUAAUGAUGGGUUAGAUCUGAUCUGGAGAGAAUUAAUUUACACAUGCUAACCAAGUUCGAGGUCAAUGUAUCUAGUCAAUAUAUAAAUCGUGGUUUCUUCAAAUCUUCUCGUCACUCCUCUUCUUUGGUUAUAUCUUUGAGUUGACUUUAAGAUUUCCAAGGAAGAUAAUGGAAAUGAAGCUGGAGGUUGUGGGGAGAGAAGUGAUCAAACCAGCUUCACCCUCACCUCAAGAUCUCCUUCAACUCUCCUUGGCUGAUGUCUCUGGUCCAGCUGCUUACGUUUCAACAAUCUUUUUCUACAAAACCGUCUCCGGAGAGUCUCUGGACAUCACCUCUGGGAGGCUUAAAACCUCUCUUUCGGACACUCUCUCACGUUUCUACCCUCUGGCUGGAAGAAUGGAAGGCGACAAAAUCAUCUGCAACGACGAAGGAGCCGUCUUCACCGAAGCACGCACAGAUCUUCUCCUCUCGGAUUUCCUCAAAAACAACCUCGAUAAUACCAACUCUCUUCCAGAAUUCCUCCCCACAAUUGCACCAGGUGAAUCUGCCGGGGCAUGGCCAUUGCUGAGUGCUAAGGUCAGUUUCUUCGGAUCCGGAUCAGGAUUUGCGGUCACCGUUUCCAUAUCUCACAGAAUCUGUGAUGCGUCCUCGAUCUUGACUUUUGUAAGUGGCUGGGCUGCUACAGCGAAAGCGGAAUCUAGUGACGUGGUGGUGAUGAAUAUUCCUACAUUUGCUUCAACUACCAUUUACCCUCCUCCUCCUUGCUCUUUCCAAAGUUCUUCACUGGAUGGGCUUUACGAGCCUAAAAGCAAGUGUGUAGCCAAUAGAUUCUUCUUUAAAUCCUCUAAGAUCGCUGAGCUCAAACGCAGAGCCAUGAGCGAGACUGUCCCGGUCCCCACACGUGUCGAAGUCAUCAUGUCACUUAUCUGGAGAUGUGCCACAAACUCCUCACGAUCCAACUCCGCUGUUCAAAAAUCUACGCUGAUGAUACAAGCCUUGGACUUGCGGCUUAGGAUUCCCCCUGCUGUUUUGUCCAAGGACGCAGUCGGAAACUUACAAGCGCCAUUCUUUCUCAAGGAAGGCUCAGAGAGCAAGAUGGAGAUUGCGGAAAUCGUAGCAGAAUUUAGAAAGGCCAAGGAAGUGGUCAACGAAAUGAUCAAAGAGAAUCUCGCAACCACGACACUCGGUCCGAACUUGUUGAGUCUUUUGGGGAAAUUAGCGUCCGAGUUAACACCAGACAUAGACUUAUUCCCAAUGUCUAGCUGGUGCAGAAAGCCUUUCUACGAGGUUGACUUCGGAUGUGGUAGUCCGGUCUGGAUUGGAUCAACUGGACAUGUCAUCCACAAUGCAGUGUUUGUGAUGCUGAUGGAUUCAAAAGAUGGUGAAGAUGUAGAAGCAUGGAUAAGUUUACCCGGGCAAGACAUGUCCGUUUUCGUCCGUGACCAAGAGGUGCUUGCUUAUGCAGUCAUUAAUCCUCCAGUCCUUAUCUAAACCUUUCGGAGAUAUAAUGAUAAUCCAUUUCCAAAAUUGCAUUGCAUGGGUUUUACUCUAAAUAUUUUCAUUUUAUUAAAAUUGAACUGUGCUUGAUUUAAUCAUUCUUCUUUCUUUCUUUUUUGUGUUGUUUUUUCUUGUAUGCUAUGAUUUAAAAAAAUAAAAUAAAAAAACAAUUUCAGUUUCCAAUAUCUUCUAAGGUGAAUUUGUUGUAUAUUCAUAAGAGUUAUUUAACUUCAAAUUUAGAGAAAUCAAUUAACUUCAAAUUUUAUUUAUUUUCUGCAUACAUAUAUGAAAUCUCAUUUGAUUAAGAAAUUAAACCAUACUAUACAAAAUUAUAAUAUAGUAUAUAUUUGAAAACUCGAUUUUCAUAGUCAAACAUGAUAUAUAUAUAUAUAUAUAUAUAUAUGUGUGUGUGUGUGUGUUUUAAAAUAUUCAAAACAUAUCAUAAAAAUAAAAAUCUAUGUUUUUAAUAAGUAAUUUGUAAAUUUUGAAUAAUGUUUUUCUAAGAAAUUUUAAGUAAUUAAAACUAAAAGAGGGAAACAUGUAAUAAGAAAAUUAAACUGUCUUCUUAAUUCUUAUAUUCCUUUACUAAAUUUUAAUAUUCUUAUGGUUAUGCGAUAAGAUUUCUCUAUCUUGUAAGUCUCUCCAGUUUUAUUAAAGUUAAUAUGUGCUUGACCUAAACAUUUCCUCUUCUUUUUUGGCUUUUUCUUGUAUGCUGUGAUUUGAUAAAAAAAAAAAACAAUGAGGGUGAUUUGUUGGAAUUUAUCUCCAUAUUUUAGCUUUAUUUCUUUUUAAAUCAUUAAACUUUAUCAAUUAUAUUGUAGUUUUAUUUUUAAAAGUUAAAGCCUAUAUCAAGUUUCUAUCAAUUUUUACUAAUCAUGCUUUAACUUUAUUUUUAAAGUUACAACAAAAAAAACAAAACAAUUUUUUUCUUAUGUAUCUUAAGCAAAAAACCUUCAUCCUCUUUUUAUAGGCUGUAGUAUCUAAAAAAUGAAAAACUAUCUAUAAUAUCAAAUAAAUUAGAUAAUCAUAAAUAAAAACAUUUAUGACUAUUUUAAUUUAAUUCAGGGUGUUUUUAAAAUUAUUAUAAUAUUUUAAAUAACAGAAAUAUUAUUUGCAUAUCACAUUUUAAAUAAUAGUAAACUUAGAUAAUUUAUAAAAAUAAUAUUAAUAUAAAUUAUUUAAUUGAUAAAAAUAAUUGUUUCAUAUAUAAAUUACAUGUUUCAAAUAUUUUAUUUUAAAAUAUCUACAGUCUAUAGCUUACAACUACAACAAAUUUAACUACAACAAACAUCUCUGUACAAAAAUCUACAGUAACAACUUUACUGCUACAAUCGACUUACCUACAGCUAAAUUUUUAUAGCUAGAGUCGAACCAAUCACCACCAAUAUUAGUUUCCAAUAUCUUGUAAGGCUAUACAUUCAUUUAAUAUUUGCAUUAUCAAAUUUUUGCCUUCCCUGAUCUAAAGAGAUCUAGCUUUUCCAUUUUUCUCACAAAUCAAAAAGAUAAUUAAUAUAUCAAUAAGUAGUGUUUAAAGAUAAAUACAAUUACUUAUAAGAUCAAUAGAUUUUUUUGAUUAAUAUCAUGAGUAAAGUAAAUAUAAAUUGUAUUAAAUUGUAAAGUGACAUUUUUUGUGUAAUAAUAAAAAAAAAUGUAAAAAUAACAUUUUUUGCAAAAUAGAAAGGAAGUAUAAAUGUUUGACAAAAAAAAAGGAAGUAUAAACAAAUAAUAUGCAUAGAAGUUAAAUUUCCUUUGAUGAUAAGUUAAUGUUAUUGCUUAAUUAUACCGAAUCUCUCUGUGUAUAAAUAUAUAUCAAUACAAUACUAAAAGGAGGAUAUAAAUCAUGGAGAGGGUGUCCAUGUAGGAUAGAAAAAUCAAGCAAUCAAAUAGUCCGAAGUUGCCAUGUCAUCUCAUUUAUUUUUUCGUAAAAAAUGAAAAAACAAUGGGAAAGAAAUGAUCGAACCCGGGUUAAUAUGACUUAAAUAUAUGACAAUUA
Molecule: messenger RNA, 4775 nt
Organism: Brassica rapa (field mustard)
Lineage: Eukaryota; Viridiplantae; Streptophyta; Magnoliopsida; Brassicales; Brassicaceae
Product: BAHD acyltransferase BIA1-like
Source: RefSeq, a predicted model, not a curated record